AUGGAUGGGGAUUCGCACAGAGAUCUCGACCGGGGAUACCGACAACUUCACUGCUGCCCGAUAUGCGGUGUUAGAGUUGGUCCCGAGGGAGAACGCCCCGAAGACCGCCAGGCACUUUGGGCACACAAGUAUCGAGCAUUGUAUAUGGAUGAGCUAGCCCGCCUCAAACUGACCGAAGAGUGCGAGUUCAUUGGCCCAGGACCCGAACACUUCUACCACAUACACCCUAGCUCAAACGUUGCGUUCGCGCCCAACGAAAGCACCGAGGCUCUUGGAGUCGCUAACCAACCUGCCUACAAUAAUCGAAGGGGAUUCGUCUUCCAUGCCCACUGCUGGUGCAUUCUGAGCAUGGCCAACGGCCCGUCGCCGAUCCCCCUCCGGAGACUGUUCGACAUCUGCUCCUCUCUUCCCAUAAUCGGCAAUACCCUCCAUUGGGGCCAUGACUAUCAAGGACUGCCCCGGCUCUCCGACAACUCUGGUGAUGCAUCGGCUCACAGGCUUUCCGUGUCAAGACAGAGAGAUUAUAUUGUUGCGUAUGACCCUAUACACGACUACCCUGUCGUGCUCAUCGGUCGUUAUCUCGACGUCCCGCCUGCUUGGCCUGUCCGCUCCAUAUCCAACCGUAGAAGAAACAGCGACGCACAGGAUCCCUUCUCUCGCCUCCCAACAGAGCUGGUCCUCAUCAUCGCGGCACAGGUCGAAACUACCGACGUCCUGAAGAUGCGGCAGGCGACCAGGGCAUUCUGGCCACUCCUCCACGACCAAACCUUUUGGAAGACGAGGUUCGGCCCGGGGAGCGAGCGCGCCUGGCUCUUCAGCGUCUACGACGCCAAAGAGCACUCCUGGCUGUUCAACUCCUUCAACGAGCAUGAACAGCGGCGCUGGCUGGAGUACGGAGCCUGGCAGCCUGAAGACUGGAGAUCUCUGUGGCGGCAAACACGCCCGGGACGAGCAGGCCCGGAUCUCAGCAAUCUUCAAAGAGUGUGGGAGCUGGCGGAAGCCAUCCUCCCUAUUCUGCGUAUGCGACCGGGGCCGACAGAGAAUCACUACCCUCUGCCUGAGGAAGUCAAUGAGGGGCACUGGUUGACACACCACGGAGAAAUCCAGGAGCACAUCGGGAGGGCCAUAAGGACCGGAGAUGCGUACCGCUUCACGCGCGGCUGCCGGGAGCUCUACAGCCUCCACAACGAGGUUAGCAAGAGCUUGUGCCGGCUCACCUUUUACUUCGUGGGCGUGGCCGGCUCGCGAUAUCUGGCGGGGCUGAAGAUGACUGAUCGUUCUGGGGACGAGCGGCUCAUGGGCUACGAAUCGUCGACUGCCGUGGGAUUCUGCCCGCACAACUUGGGCCGCACCUUUAGAGGGUUCACUGCUGCGUCGAACACGAGUGGGAUCACGGGUGUCCGCGUCCACUGGAGCACACACGUGUCGGAAUGGAUUGGGGAGGCUGAAAGUGACAGUACCUCGAAGAUCUGGGUAUCUAGGAGAGUGAGAUUUAUGGAGGUUGGGUUUGAUGGAUUCAAAAUUGUGAAGAUCCGUGUGCAUUAUCCUGGAACGACCGUCAUCGACGAAGAGAAAGAAAGGCAAAAAUUGGCAAGAUUGAAGGCACGCUUCCUUCAUUGA
Clonostachys rhizophaga is the source of this 1620-nucleotide messenger RNA. NCBI's taxonomy places the organism in Eukaryota, Fungi, Ascomycota, Sordariomycetes, Hypocreales, Bionectriaceae. The record is from the annotation of a GenBank genome assembly.